Messenger RNA from Gamsiella multidivaricata, 678 nucleotides. RefSeq lists its product as uncharacterized. The transcript has 2 exons. NCBI's taxonomy places the organism in Eukaryota, Fungi, Mortierellomycota, Mortierellomycetes, Mortierellales, Mortierellaceae. The coding region runs from base 166 to 624 and encodes 152 amino acids. The record is from RefSeq and is a predicted model, not a curated record.
AGGGCUCCCCCUUCUUCUUCUCCUCCUUCUUCCUUGAUAGCAUUUAUCCACCCAUCCCUAGAUUAUAUCACUGUACCCUCCCCCUGUGUCCCUCUGUCCCUACAGCAUGCGCGUACAUACGAGUGUGCACACCCAUGCAAAACAAAGAAAACUCUCCCUUUAGCCAUGCACAACCCCCUCGCCAGUCUACUAGUCUACUCUCUCCUCAAAACUUGCGGGAACAAACUCAACGACGCGUGGUUUUCUUUGUUUACCAUGAAAACAUACCUAUGUGCUUUGCAUAGAACAGCUCCCUCCCCCCAGAUGCCCAUGCACACUUUCUUCGGGGUCUUCGGGGUCAUAGGCUCUAAUUCCAUCCGACUCCGUAUAAGAAAUACAUCAUUCUGUUACAGGACUCUCUCUUUACAAAACGCCUGGCCAUAUCGCCUAUCGUCAGCCAAUCAUCUAGCCCCUCAAUUUACACAAGAACACACCCGAAACAGACCCUUUUUUUUUUUCUGGAUGCCUAUUGGAAUCCCAACUAUCAGGGAGUCUGCUUGUGCGUGUCAUUUUAUUCCCGUGGAUGCAUGUCAGCGCACAUUUACCAAACCUUCUGCAGACAGAAAGAAUACUAGUCUAACCUAACUAACGACCUGAAGAAGGUCUCGCAGAAAAACGUCUUAAUUGACCCUGAUCGGG